Messenger RNA from Fusarium mangiferae, 393 nucleotides. RefSeq lists its product as uncharacterized. NCBI's taxonomy places the organism in Eukaryota, Fungi, Ascomycota, Sordariomycetes, Hypocreales, Nectriaceae. The coding region runs from base 1 to 393 and encodes 130 amino acids. The record is from RefSeq and is a predicted model, not a curated record. The transcript has a single exon.
AUGUCUGCUCCUCGACCUUCAAUUGGUCCGGGUAAAAGUGUCUUGGCUAUCAUGAAAAAAAGAAAGAAAGCAAACGCUCGGAUUACUCGUUCGGGGAGGGCGUGGGAUGAAAAGCAAGGACCGCCCUCCCUCAGUCACUGCACCCGGGCUGCCGGUACAAUAAUUAGAAGCCAGGCCAGGCCAGAGCUAGACGGGGGGAUAGCUUCUGAGCUUCCAGCGGGCUUCUUCCACCGCCACGUGCGGGCCGCUGAGACCUUGACGUGCCCUGUGCUUCAGGGGAUGAUGGCCGAUGGGUUCUGCAGCUACAGGACAGCCCUGCAGCGAUCGGUUAGGGGCCGGUUGGGCGCUAGAGAGGACUGGCUCUGGCUGACAUUUGGAUUGGAAUUGGAUUGA